AUGGAAACGAAGUUCAUCAAAACGACGACGUAUGAAGAUAAACCGGGUUCAUCAAAGAAUGCUGGUUUCAAAACGGAGAUUGACACUUCAGUUCCGUUUGAAUCGGUUAAAGAUGCUGUUCAUCGCUUCGGAGGUGUUGGUUACUGGAAACCCUUUCACACUUCUCAUCCUUCUAAGCAGCACUGCACAGAAGGGCUUGAUACGGAGAAACUGGAGGAGCAGGCGAGAGUGUUGGAGAAAGAACUGAACCUGAAAGAAAGGGAAACUUUUGAUGUAUUGAAGGAGUUGGAUAAGACUAGAAGGCUUGUUGAUGAUUUGAAAUCGAAGCUGCAGAAGGAAGAAUCUGAAGCAAAGUUGAAUCUUGAGAUGAGUGCGUGUGAUAAAAAAUCGGAUGUAAAGGAAAAUCAAUCGAGUCCGUCUGAGGUUGUUUGUCCUAUGAAGGAAUGUUCAAUGCCUUCUAAUGUAUCUUCUCCGGGCUUAAUACUAAUGGAAUUGAAGCAGGCUAAGUUGAACCUAACAAAAACCACUCAUGAUUUUGCCGAUGUACGAGCUACUGUUGAAUCUCUAAAUAAGAAAUUAGCGAAAGAAAGGAUCUCACUUGAGAAAACCCGUGAGAGGUUAACUCAAAAUCGUUCGAAAAUAUCAUCUCUUGAAAAUGAGUUAAACCAAACAAGAUUAAGAUUGCAAGUUGCAAAAGGUGAUGCUUUUGAUAAUCCUACAAUAGAGCUCCAAAAAUUGCGCUUCGAGGCCGAGAAUUUCAGAAAAAGGAGAGAAUCUGCACAAUCAGAAGUUUUGAAAACAAUGUCUGAGAUUGAGCUGACAAAAGCUAAGAUAAGAACUGCCGAAAUCAGGUUGGUUGCGGCAAAGAAAAUGAAGAAAGCUUCAAGAGCUGCAGAAGCUGCUACCCUUGUCGAAAUUAACGCAUUGUCUAACUCUAACCACAGGGGUUCACCAAGAGAGUGUACGCCAAAGCGCGAGGAAAUUACACUUUCAAUUGAUGAGUAUAUUACUCUGACCCGAAAAGCUCGAGACGUGGAAGAACAAUCUAAGAAGAGAGUAGCAAAUGCUAUGCUUGAAGUUGAUGAAGCAUAUUCAUCGCGUGCGGAUAUUUUGAAAAGGGUAGACGAAGCAACAAAAGAAGCUAUAACCGGAAAGAAGGCCCUUGAAGAAGCCCUAGAAAAAGUCAUGGCUGCAGAUAUAGGGAAGCUAGAAGUUGAAGAGGCUUUAAGGAAGUGGCGAUCAGACAAUCACAAAAGGCGUUCUUCGACGAAUAAUAACUCUACCAAGUUCAAGAACCCUGGUCCAUCAGAUCAAAGGAGAGAUUUCACGUUACUGGAUGUAAACGGAUUGAAUUUGGUAAAGGAUGAAGUCAAGCCUGUUUUAAAGCCGACUCUAUCAAUAGGACAAAUACUAAGCAAGAAGCUGUUUAGACCAGAAGAGUUUGAAGGGGAGAAGACUCCCAGCGAAAAAGUCUCGGUGAAACGGAAGGUGUCAUUAGGUCAGAUGCUUGGCAAACACAAUGAUGUUGACGGUGCAUUGUUUGAUGAACAAGUCGAAAAAGAAAAAGAAAACGAUCAGAAGCAGUUUUCUGCUAAGAGAAAGAAAUUCGGGUUUGCAAGAUUCUCACUUCUUUUGUCAAAACAGCAUAAGAAGAAGAAACCAAUGCGGAAUUUGAGGUGA
This is a messenger RNA of Lathyrus sativus (Indian pea), 1680 nucleotides long. The record is from the annotation of a GenBank genome assembly. Lineage: Eukaryota; Viridiplantae; Streptophyta; Magnoliopsida; Fabales; Fabaceae.